Messenger RNA from Symbiodinium pilosum, 420 nucleotides. NCBI's taxonomy places the organism in Eukaryota, Dinophyceae, Suessiales, Symbiodiniaceae. The record is from the annotation of a GenBank genome assembly.
AUGUUGUGUGAUACUGAAAAAGCCUACUGCUCGAUUCUUCUGUACUGCACGCAGGUCUUCAUCUUCUUGGGGGAUUCCAUCAGCCGACGGAUCGCCAUCUACCUCUCCACUCCUAGCCUGCGGCGGCGCCUCUUCUUCCUUGGGACGGCUAUGGCCUGCAUUGGCCUCGGCCUCUACUUGGAAUCCUUGGCCAUUGCCAUCAUCAUCCCCUUUGCUAUCUUCCUGGUCUUCUGGGGGAAUGGCACUAUCUAUGGCCUGACGGCAAACCACAUAGACAAGCAUGUGCCCACGGAGCAUAAUCUGGCAUCCUACUCCUUCUGGUGCUUCGUGGGGGACCUGGGUGCCGUCCUGGGAGGCAUUUUGGUGGACAGGACGCAUGACCUCUUCUGCAGAGGCCAUGAAGGGCCCUUUGAGUGCUGA